AUGUUUAUUCGCUUACGUAACUAUGCAACAUUUUUUAUGAAAAGAGCGCGCCGUCACUUUUAUACUAACUUUAUAGCGGAAAACAGUAACGAUCAGGGUAAACUCUUCCGAGCCGCAAAGUCGCUUUUUGUUCAGAAAUCAGAAUUGACGUUUCCUGACUAUCGUAAUUCUUCUGCCCUAGCCAAUGAUAUUGGAGAGUACUUUGUGCGCAAGAUCGACCGUGUACGCUCUGAACUUGAUUCUGUUAAUCCUACUGAAGACUUUACCUCGUGUACUGUCUCACACUCCGUCACCCCCAUUGAUAGUUUUAACAAACUUGAUAAGAAAGAUGUGAGGGAACUUAUCGCUGAAUCAAGUAAGAAGUCGUGCUCUUUAGACCCCAUGCCCACACCCCUGGUAUUAGAGUGCUCGGAUGUUCUUCUCCCCAGCAUCACGAGGAUGAUCAAUCUGUCACUUGAGGUGGGGACAUUCCCAGAACCCUGGAAGUUGGCCGAUGUCCAUCCGCGCCUCAAGAAGCCUGGUGCUGAAUCUGCAUUUAUGAACUUGCGUCCGAUAAGCAAUUUAACAUUUGUCUCUAAACUUACGGAAAGAGCUGCAUUUAACCAAAUUAACCAACACUGUUUGGAAAACAACCUUUAUCCAAAGAAUCAGUCCUCCUAUCGUAAGCUUCACAGUACCGAAACCGCUCUUCUUCGAGUAAAGAACGAUAUACUGACUAGCAUGAACAAACAGCAUGUCGUAUUACUUGUAUUGUUAGAUUUGAGCUCGGCCUUUGACACUGUCGAUCACACUAUCCUCCUUAAUCGACUCAAUUCAACUUUUGGUAUUACGGGCUCUGCUCAUAAGUGGUUUAAUUCAUACCUUACCAGGCGCAGCCAAUUUGUUACGGUAAAUGGAACAACGUCAAAGACAUUUGAUUUGCAGUACGGGGUACCGCAAGGUUCAUGUCUGGGUCCUCUGCUCUUUAUUUUAUACGCAAGCAGAUUAUUUGAUAUACUUGAAAGUCACCUCCCCAAUUCUCACAUGUACGCAGAUGAUACACAACUCUACCUCGCAUUUAAACCCGACGAUGCCAUGA
Paramuricea clavata is the source of this 1078-nucleotide messenger RNA. The record is from the annotation of a GenBank genome assembly. Lineage: Eukaryota; Metazoa; Cnidaria; Anthozoa; Malacalcyonacea; Plexauridae.